AUGGGAUAUUCCAUAAUUGUACACGUAUACGUGCGCGCAGGCAACCGCUGCAUCGACACGCGGCGCGAGGUGUGCUAUGCGGAGUACGCGGCGGGGCGCUGCGGCGGCGAGCUGGCGGCCGUGCGCCGCGCCGUGUGCUGCUGCUCCGCGCUGGGCCGCGCUUGGGGCGACGCGCGCUGCGAGCCCUGCCCCAAGAAAGGAACUGACGCAUAUCGAAACUUGUGUAUCGCGGACGUGGGCACGUCGCCCACGGUGUGGGAGCGGCCGGGGCCGGGCGCGCCCAACCGCACCGACCUGUGGGGCGCGGGGGGAGGCGCGGGCGGCGCGGGCGGCGGCUGGGACCUGGACGCGGGCUCGCUGUUCGGCAACGACAGCCUGGAGCACUGGGGCCCGGGGGGCCCCGGCCUCGUGCCCGGCCAGAUGGAGGUCAACGAGUGCGCCGCCUUCCCCGGCCUCUGCGGCCACGGCCGGUGCAAGAACAUGCUCGGCAGCUUCACCUGUGAAUGUUUCCCCGGAUAUGAGAAAGACUCCAAGAACCACUCGUGCGUGGACGUGAACGAGUGCGAGAUCGUGGACGAGGUGUGCGGCGCGGGCGAGUGCCGCAACACGGAGGGCGGCUUCGCGUGCCGCUGCCAGCCCGGGUACACCAACGACGACCUCUCCAAAGUCUGCGUCGAUGUGAACGAAUGCGCGGAGAACCCGUCGCUGUGCCGCGGCGGGCGCUGCGUCAACACGCCGGGCUCCUUCCGCUGCGAGUGCGCGCCCGGCAUGGAGCUGGCGCCCGACCGCCUCUCCUGCAAGGACGUGGACGAGUGCUCCAUCACCUCCGGCAUCUGCAGCAACGGCGCGUGCGAGAACCUGAUGGGCACGUACCAGUGCGUGUGCGACGAGGGCUACGCGCAGACCAGCGUCAAGUCGCACUGCGACGACAUCGACGAGUGCGCCGAGGACGCCACGCGCUGCCAGCACGACUGCGUCAACACGCCCGGCUCCUACCACUGCACCUGCAGGGAGGGCUGGCACCUGCGCGCGGACGGGCGCACGUGCCGCGACGUGGACGAGUGCAGCGGCGCGCGCGUGUGCGGCGGCGGCGCCUGUCGCAACACGCCCGGCGGCUACCUGUGCGAGUGCGGCGAGGGCCUGCUGCCCGCGCCCGCGCCGGCCAAGCCCACCUGCCUCGACGUCGACGAGUGCACAGACAUCCCGGAGCUGUGCGGCGCGGGCGAGUGCCGCAACACUAUCGGCAGCUUCGUGUGCCGCUGCCCCGACGGCUACAGCGUGAAGCCCGAGCUCGGGCCCGCCUGCUCCGACGACGACGAGUGCGAGCUCGGCACCUGCGACUGCCACCCCGCCGCCGACUGCAUCAACCUGCCCGGCUCGUUCCAAUGCCGCUGCCGCGACGGCUGGCGCGGCGACGGCGCGGAGUGCGAGGACGUGGACGAGUGCCUCAGCAACAACGGCGGCUGCCACCCGCGCGCCGCCUGCCGCAACACCGACGGCUCCUUCCUCUGCCUCUGCGAGACCGGCUACAAGGGCGACGGCUACUCGUGCGUGGACAUCGACGAGUGCGCGAACGACCCGACGCUGUGCGAGAACGGGCACUGCAGCAACACGCCCGGCGGCUACGAGUGCGACUGCGACGUCGGCUUCACCAAGUCGCCCGACGGCAAGUCCUGUCUCGACAUGGACGAGUGCGCGACGUUCGACAACGUGUGCGUGUUCGGGCGCUGCGUCAACACCUACGGCAUGUUUAAGUGCAUCUGCGACAAGGGCUACCAGUCCGACAGCGUCGACGACUUGAUGCCGGGCUUCAACUGCACGGACGUGGACGAGUGCAAGUCGCCGCAGUCGUGCCAGUACGGCACGUGCGUCAACACGCAGGGCUCCUACAUCUGCCGCUGCCCGCCCAACUACGACCUCGUCUCCGAUGGAACUGCCUGUUAUGAUUCCAGAAAAGCUCGUUGCUACAGCAAGGUCGAUCUACGGUCAGGAACUGAGCAGUGUCGUGACAGCGACGAGUUGUCUGAAGAUGGUACUAUGGCGGCUUGUUGCUGUUCAGUCGGUGCUGCUUGGGGUAACUACUGUGAUCUCUGCCCUGAACCUGGCUCAGAAGCAUAUAGACAACUGUGUCCCGGUGGACCCGGUUAUCAACCUAUUUUGGAACCGCCGUCGUACGUGGUGACGCUGGCGGACAUCGACGAGUGCGCGGCGCACCCGGCGCUGUGCGCGCACGGCACCUGCACUAACACGUUCGGCUCGUUCGUGUGCACGUGCGGCGCCGGCUGGGCGCUGGCCGGCGAACGCUGCGAGGACGUGGACGAGUGCGCCGCCGACGUGUGCGGGCCCGGCGUGUGCCGCAACCUGCCCGGCUCCUACGUCUGCCUCUGCCCCGAGGGAUACGUCGCCAUGCCCAACGGCAAGGAGUGCGUGGACGUGCGCCAGCGCCAGUGCUACAUGGACUGGGAGCCGCAGACGGAGAGCUGCUCGUCGGCCGUGGGCGUGCCGCAGACCAAGUAUCUGUGCUGCUGCUCCGUGGGGCGCGCGUGGGGCGCACCCUGCGAGCCCUGCCCCGACAAGGGCUCGCCCGACCACAUCGCGCUCUGCGGCGAGAAGCCCGGCGAGUACAUCAACCCCAUGACCAACGAGACGCGCCCCAUCGACGAGUGCGACAUCAUGCCGCAGCUCUGCAAGCCCGGCACCUGCCACGACACGCCCACCGGCUUCCAGUGCGGCUGUGACCACGGAUAUGAGCACGACAACACGUCGCACCUGUGCCGCGACGUGGACGAGUGCGCGGCGCGGCCGGCGCCGUGCCGCGGCCUGGCGCAGUGCGUCAACACGCCCGGCGCCUUCGAGUGCCGCUGCCCGCCCGGCUACCGCCUCGGCGCCUCGCUCGACGAGUGCGACGACGUGGACGAGUGCGCCGACCGCCGCCUCUGCGACCACGGCGACUGUCGCAACACCAUCGGAUCCUAUCGGUGCGAGUGCAAGGCGGGCUACACGCUACGCGACAACGCGUGCCGCGACGUGGACGAGUGCGCGCGGCCGCGCCCGCUGUGCCGCAACGGCACCUGCGAGAACGUACCCGGCUCCUACCUCUGCCACUGCGAUGAGGGGUUCAAGCCCGGAGCUAAUAACGACUGUAUAGACAUCAACGAGUGCCGCGAGGGCGGCGCGGUGUGCCGCAACGGGCGCUGCCGCAACACGGCAGGCUCGUUCCGCUGCGAGUGCGCCGCGGGCUACGCGCUGGCGGGCGACGGCCGCAACUGCCGCGACGUGGACGAGUGCGCCGAGCUGCCCGCGCCCUGCGGCCGCGACGGCGCGCCCGCCUGCACCAACACUAACGGCGGGUACGAGUGCUCGUGCGGCGCGGGCUGGCGGCUGGCGGGGCGGCGCUGCGUGGACCGCGACGAGUGCAAGGAGCUGCCCUACGUGUGCGCCGGCGGCGACUGCCACAACUUCAAUGGCGGAUACCGGUGCGACUGUCCCGCCGGGUGGAGGUUCGACAAGGCGGCGGCCAUCUGCGUGGACGAGCGCAAGGAGCUCUGCUACGACGAGUGGGACGCCGGGCGCUGCCACCGCGCGCGCCCGCUGCAGCUCGGCCGGCCCGAGUGCUGCUGCUCGGAAGGAGCGGCGUGGGGCAGAUACUGCGAGCGCUGCCCCAGCCCUGAGUCGGCGGAGUUCCUGCGCAUCUGCCAGGGCGGCAUGGGGCGGCCCAACCUCACGCAGGACCUGGACGAGUGCCGCGUGCGGCCCGACGUGUGCCGCGGCGGGCGCUGCGUCAACACGGACGGCUCGUUCCGCUGCGAGUGCCCGCCCGGCUACGCGCUGGACGCGGCGGGGCUCGCCUGCGUUGAUGCCGACGAGUGCGCCGCCGACCCGCGCGUGUGCGGCAACGGCACCUGCACCAACACGCCCGGCGGCUACGAGUGCCGCUGCAACCAGGGCUUCACGCAGGGACCUGACCAGACGUGCGUGGACAUCGACGAGUGCGCGGAGGGGCGCGCGGCGUGCUCGUUCCGCUGCCACAACACGGCGGGCUCGUUCCGCUGCACCUGCCCCUUCGGCUACCGCCUGGCGCCCGACGGCGUGCACUGCCGCGACGUGGACGAGUGCGCCGACCGCGAGCGCGCCGCCUGCGCGCACGCCUGCGAGAACGUCGUCGGCUCCUACAUAUGCAAGUGCCCCGAAGGCUACAGGCGCACGUCGGCGCCGCACGACGCGCCCGACGCCUGCGAGGACAUCGACGAGUGCGCGGCGGCCGACGGCGGCGAGCUGUGCGCGCCCGGCGUCUGCAUCAACACGGACGGCGGCUACGCCUGCGACUGCGACGCCGGCUACGAGCCCAGCGACGACGGCCGCGCCUGCCUCGACCGGCGCACGGGGCUGUGCCACCGCUCGCUGGUGGAGGGGCAGUGCGUGCCGGAGCCGUGGCCGCGCGCGCUCGCCUCCACGCCCGCGCCGCCCACACAGCUCACCAAAGCGCAAUGCUGCUGCACCCUGGGGGUGGCGUGGGGCCCGGAGUGCGAGCUGUGCCCGGCGCCCGGCAGCCCCGAGCGCCUGCAGCUGUGCGCGCGCACCAACCUCUUCCCUGGUACUAUCGGCGGCGGCGGCGUCAUCGGUGGCGGCAGCGAGACUGGCCUCAUACCCGACAUAUACGGUGACGUGGACGAGUGCGCCGCCAUGCCCGAGCUUUGUGCUCCCGGACGGUGCAUUAAUACUAUUGGAAGUUUCCGGUGCGUGUGCGGGCGCGGCUACAAGGCGGCGGGCGCGGUGUGCGCGGACGUGGACGAGUGCGCGCGGCGGCCGGCGCCGUGCGGCCAGCGCUGCCGCAACACGCGCGGCUCCUACGCCUGCGAGUGCCGUGCCGGCUACGAGCUGGACGAGGACGGCGCCGACUGCCGCGACGUGGACGAGUGCGCCACCGGCGCGCACACCUGCCAGCAGCUCUGCGCCAACACCGACGGCUCCUUCGAGUGCUCCUGCAACGACGGCUACGAGAAGCGCGGCGACGCCUGCGUCGAUAUCAACGAGUGCCACGAGGAGGGCCUGUGCCCGCCGCCCGGCAAGUGCGUGAACCUGCUCGGCUCGUACCGCUGCGUGUGCCCGCGCGGGUUCCGCCUCGACGUGUCCGGCGCGCGCUGCCUCGACCGCGACGAGUGCGAGGACGGGCGCUGCCAGGCGCCCUGCCGCAAUUACGCCGGCGGCUACCGCUGCGAGUGCCCGCCGGGCUCGGUGCGCGCGCCCGGCGGAGCCUGCUCGCCCGUGGACGCGUGCGCCGGCGCGCCGUGUGGCGACGCGCCGUGCGUGCCGCUGGCGGGCGCCUACCGCUGCGGCUGCCCCGCCGGCUACGGCUGGGACGCGGCGCACGGCGUGUGCCUGCAGCUGGCGGGCGGCUGCGCGGCGGCCAGCUGCCUGUUCGGCUGCACGGCGCAGGGCGACGGCUACCAGUGCGGCUGCCCGGCGGGCUACGCGCUGGUGGGCGCCGGCCACUGCCUCACGGCGCUGGACGGCGCGCUGGCGGCCGACGACAUCGGCGCCGCGCCCGUGUUCCCGCUGCGCGAUCAGUACCGCCUCGCCGGCGCCGACCUCAUCUCCACCGAGGGGUGCUUCAGCUGCAAGGUGAACGGACGUAGACGGAGAGCUCCCGAAGAAGGUAUAAUCUUUGCGAAUGGAACGACAUUAGUGAGACGGCAAAGGAGACGCAGCAGACGUCGCCGUUCUAUUCUGGAGCCGGAAGCGGAGCUGGUAGUGGUGAGCGCGACGCCGCAGCAGACGUGGGGGCGCGCGCCGCUGCUGCGCCUGCUGCCGGCCGCCGGCGCCGGCCGCGCGCACUACCGCGUGGCGUACGGCGACCCGCGCGGCGACUUCGCGCUGAGCCGCCGCGACGGCACCUGGGCGCUGCGCCUGCGCCGCCACCUGCGCGCCGCCGACGCGCUGGAGCGCCAGCUGGAGCUGGAGGCGCGCGUGGUGCUGCCCCGCCCGCGCCCGCGCGCGCGCCGCCACGCACCCGACGCGCCCGACGCGCCCGCGCCGCUGCGCCUCUACGUGUCGGUGCGCAUCGCGCCCCGCCCCCGCCCCCAG
Brenthis ino (lesser marbled fritillary) is the source of this 6084-nucleotide messenger RNA. The record is from the annotation of a GenBank genome assembly. NCBI's taxonomy places the organism in Eukaryota, Metazoa, Arthropoda, Insecta, Lepidoptera, Nymphalidae.